Molecule: messenger RNA, 2670 nt
Organism: Drosophila innubila
Lineage: Eukaryota; Metazoa; Arthropoda; Insecta; Diptera; Drosophilidae
Product: testis-specific zinc finger protein topi
Exons: 4
Coding region: 277-2619 (780 amino acids)
Biological process (GO): regulation of transcription by RNA polymerase II
Cellular component (GO): nucleus
Molecular function (GO): DNA-binding transcription activator activity, RNA polymerase II-specific; RNA polymerase II cis-regulatory region sequence-specific DNA binding
Source: RefSeq, a predicted model, not a curated record
UUGGUUUCUCUAUUAAAUUUCGAUUGGGUAGCUUAAUGUUGAAAAGUACAAGGUAUCUUAUAGUCGUGCACUGGGAAUUAUUGUGACAAGUGUUGAGUGACAUGCAGGUGACAGAAGACACAAGACAGAAAACACCUUUGACAUUACGAAUUCUUGCAAGGAAUUUGAGCAGACUUUUCAUUUAAAGUCGAACUGUGAAAUAAGAAGCAUCGCAACUGAAACCAGAAUUUUUGUUUUAUUUUUCUAUAUUUGUAUUAUUUUUCAAUUUUGGAAAUCAUGGAUGAGAAUCUGCAAGUGUUUGAAGAUGGUGAGUUCGUGAUGGCGGAGUUCGAGUGCGAAACCGAUUUGGUGGAUCGCAGUGGAGAAUUGCACGAGGGUGCCACUGUGCUGGUGGCCAAUGAGUCCGAUGGCAUUGUUAACUUUGAAGAUUUGAGCAAGUUCUUUGAUAUUGGUAAUGUGAUUGAGAUUCAGGCUGAAGAUGCCGUUGAGCGCACAUUGGCGGAUCCGGCACUAAAGCAAAUACUGCAGGAAGCCGAUGGUAAAGUUGACUUCGAUCCAGAAGCAGAGCAAGAAAAAUUGCGAGAGUUUCUAGCUGUAGCAAACAAUAAGAUUGCCGGCAAGAAGCCUUUAGGAGGAUCUUCGUACACGCAACCUGUGGCUGCUCCUUCGAAUGCGAUGCAGGUGAUCAAGUGCUCCAAUUGCUGUGGACUCUUCGAUCAACCCGCUUUUCAGACACACAGCUGUGAAUUCGAUGUGAAUCAGAAGGCGAUUGUAGCUCCACAAAAGAUGGCACCACCACCGGAUAAAGUGGCGUCUGUGCCACCAAAGAAACCACCCAGUGAACGCAUCAUCGUGGAGAAUCAGGUACGCAUACGUCGCUAUAUGAAGGAAGAGCUGAAGUAUGAUCUGGAGACGGGUGUCGACAGCUCCAAGAUCAAGAAGUCAUCCACCAAGGGUCCCAACGAGUGCAACAUUUGUGAUCGCAAGUUUGUCCAUGCCUCGGGAUUAGUGCGACACAUGGAGAAGCAUGCUCUUGACCUGAUUCCCACCCAGACCAGUGUACAGCACACGUCAGUGGCUGCUUUGGGACUUCUCGUCGUGCUUAAAUGCCAUCUCUGUGGUCGCAUCUUUUAUGAUGUCAAACUUGCGCUGGAACAUGUCCUGGUACAUUAUCAGCCGAUGGUCGUGACCAAGAAAUCCUCAAUUGUUAAGGAAAAUGAGUCGGAAUUGAAGCGACAGCUGGACGUGCUCAUGGUGGAGGGAGAGCAGCUAUUGGCGGUUGCUGAGCAACUGGAAAACAUGUCACAAGACUCGGAGAAUGCAUAUUUCUCCUCAAUCAUUCUGAGCAACGUUCUCCAGUGCGAGUUCUGUGACUUUAUCUUUGCCGAUGUCUCCUUCCUGUUGGUACAUUCGGCCAGCCAUGUGCCGGAGCGACGCUUUGAGUGCACCGCUUGCGAUCUGCGCAUGACCACCGCCAAGGAAGCCAGUGUUCACUACCAGACCGACUGUGUCUACAUGCGCGAAGGAUUAAAACAGUUACAGACGUCACCCAGCCGUUACUUUGUCUGCAACGUGUGUGAGCUGAAGUUUGCCAAUGUUGAACUGCUCCAGGAGCACCGAUACAGUUGUUAUCACUACUUUCCGCGUCUCAGCGAGACUGGCAAACGUCUGCUCCUUCCCUGCGAGUUCUGUGCCAUCAACUUUGAGUAUGCCCAUGAGAUCCAGCCGCAUUAUGAGGAGAAGCAUCUGAAUAAGAAGAAACGAGAGAAGGAAAUACGUAGUGUUGGGAAUCCCACUACUGUGGGGCGACUUCGUCAAUAUCUGUGUGACAUUUGUGGCAAGUCGUACACACAGUCAAGCCAUUUGUGGCAACAUUUGCGUUUCCAUCAGGGUGUGAAGCCCUUCGUUUGUCAGGAGGAGAACUGUGGCCGAAAGUUCACUAUUCGUCCGGAUCUCAAUGAUCACAUUCGAAAGUGUCACACGGGGGAACGACCGUAUCAUUGUCUGGUGUGUGGCAAGCGUUUCCUGACCGGCUCCGUCUUCUACCAGCAUCGCCUCAUCCAUCGGGGCGAGCGGCGUUACGAGUGCGAUGAGUGUGGCAAGAGAUUCUAUCGUGCUGAUGCCUUGAAAAAUCAUCAGCGGAUUCACACUGGUGAAAAACCAUACGAUUGUCCGUUCUGCACCAAAACGUUCCGUCAGCGUGGUGAUCGUGAUAAGCAUGUCCGGGCCCGUCACUCUCACUUGGAUGCGAAUGCCCGCUUGAUGAUGCAGAUGCAGAAAUUCGAGCUGGAAACCGCAGCUGCAUUGAAGGCUAAGCAAAUGCAGGAGAACAGCGACAAUGAGUUUGUUGCUGAAACUUCCUCUGUUUCGUUAUCUCAUUUGCCACCAUCUUCCGUUAUAUCGGAACAGCAAUUUGAAAUGGUUGAGAUAGAUCCCAAUGAGUUCUGCGAAGCUCCCGAUUUUGUACAAAUGCAAAUGCCAAUUGAGAAUGCAGAUUACGAAGUCAUUAACUAUGGUGAGCUUGACGGUAUGGAACCAGUUGAGACGCCACAAUUUCCAACAGAAAGUGCUAAAGUUGUGGUCGUUGAAAAUAAUUCUGCGCAGCCGUUUUAUUUUUAAUGUUUUUAAUUUAUUGUCGACGUAAGUUAAUAAAUUGAUUUCAAAUUUAAA